Messenger RNA from Rhinolophus ferrumequinum (greater horseshoe bat), 3343 nucleotides. RefSeq names its product zinc finger protein 619-like. The transcript has 6 exons. The coding region runs from base 1 to 1629 and encodes 542 amino acids. Gene Ontology annotation, biological process: regulation of transcription by RNA polymerase II. Gene Ontology annotation, molecular function: RNA polymerase II cis-regulatory region sequence-specific DNA binding; DNA-binding transcription factor activity. Lineage: Eukaryota; Metazoa; Chordata; Mammalia; Chiroptera; Rhinolophidae. The record is from RefSeq and is a predicted model, not a curated record.
AUGUGGAGCAGGCUGGACCAUCUCGGUUUGCUGCUGCCAUCGCUCCGGGAUGAGCGGCAGGGAUUAGGUGACCCUGUUCCCCCGGGCUGGCCUGGAGCUCGGGUGUCGGGGGGUGGGGGGGGCCGCAGACGCCGCGAGGAGCCAGCGCCCAGCCUCCUGCCGGCCGGCGGAGGCGCGAUCGACCUUCCUGCCGCGAAGAGCUGGCCUGACAUCCCCUGGCUCGCGCGCUUGAGCAGGAACCUGUUGUUUCAGGAGUCAGUCACCUUUGAGGACGUGGCCGUGUACUUCACCCAGAAUCAGUGGGCCAGCCUGGAGCCUGUGCAGAGGGCCCUGUACAGGGAGGUGAUGCUGGAGAAUUAUGCCAAUGUGGCUUCCCUGGCAGCAUUUCCAUUCUCCAAACCAGAUCUGAUAUUCCAGCUAGAGCGAGGGGAAGCACCCCGGGACCUGGAUCCCUGGACACCCGGGGAAGCGGAGGCCCUGAGAAGUGUCUGCACAGGGGGUAAAACCAAGACUGAGAAUGAGGAGCAAAUGCUGAAGCUGAACAUGCCUAAAGAACCAGAGUGGGCCAGGCUGACAGCAGAGAUGCUGCUGAUGGAUGCUGCCCGGCACCCUCACUUGAAAGGCAGCUUCGAGAAGCCACUGCUGCGUGACACAGGGAAGAGAAACUCAAAGAAAGGAGAUUUCACAGACUCCACAGUCCAGGAUCAUAAACCCUCCACCGUUGAAAGAGAAGGGAUAGCCAGGAAGUUGGAAGGCAGCAGUGGUGUCGGCACACAUCUCAUUACAAAGCAGGGCCUCCCUAGAGAACAGGUGCGUUAUAAAUGCGGUGAGUGUGGCAGGUAUUUCAACCAACAUUCAGAUCUUCACCAGCAUCAGGAAAUUCACACUGGUGAGAGACCCUACAAAUGCAAAGAAUGUGGGAAAGCCUUCAGAUAUAACUCCAAACUGUUGCGGCACCAGAAAAUCCACACUGGGGAGAAACUGUACUCGUGUGAGGAAUGUGGACAAGCCUUCAGUCAAAACUCCCACCUCCUUCAGCAUCAGAAACUCCAUGGUGGGGAGAAGCCCUAUGAGUGUAAGGACUGUGGGAAAACCUUCAGCUACAACUCAAAACUUAUUCGGCACCAGCGAAUCCACACUGGGGAGAAACCCUUUAAAUGUAAGGACUGUGGGAAGGCUUUCAGGUGUAGUUAUGACUGCAUCAUCCAUGAGCGAAUUCACACUGGGGAGAAGCCCUACGAAUGCAAGGACUGUGGGAAAAGUUUCAGUUUGAAUUCAGUCCUGACUCAGCAUCAGAGGAUCCACACAGGGGAGAAACCUUAUGAAUGUAAGGAGUGCGGCAAGGCCUUCCGCCGGAGUUCAGUAUUUCUCCAGCACCAGCGGUUUCACACCGGGGAAAAACUCUACAAAUGCAAUGAAUGUUGGAAAACAUUCAGCUGUAGCUCCCGCUUUAUCGUACAUCAGAGGAUCCACACCGGGGAGAAACCUUAUGAAUGCCAGGAGUGUGGAAAGGCGUUCAAUCAGAAAAUCACCCUGGUUCAGCAUCAGCGAGUUCACACUGGGGAGAAACCUUAUGAGUGCAAGGAUAGGUGCCUGGGUGCAGUAACCUACAAAUUCUACAUGGGGUGAACAUGGUGCCCUCACACUGGUGAACACCAGCGGGAAGAAGAAGAGAAACCCAACAACGACUCCUGGAGCCCCUGCCUCAGAAGAGUCCAUUCCUGAUAGGUAUCAUGCAUGCCUUUAGACACGUCCUCACACCUAUUUCGCGUCCUCUGCGAUUAAAUCUGAAUUUGUGAGUGGUGGAACCUUUUCAUUAAUUUUAUAUAAUGAACUACUGAGGCAACACCAAGAAGAGUUUAAAGGACGCUAAUUGUACCAGAUGUUAUGAUCUCAUUGGUUUGGCCAUACUUUCCGUCUAGUGGUUACAGACUCUGACCUUUCUUGAAAUCAGUUUCAGGAAAGUGUAGCAACAUGGGGAAGUAUGUAAAUAAUGAUGUGGGGAUACGGUACUCAGAAAAUGAUAUGUACACUGUUAUAACACCGUAAAAUUUUAUCUGCAAGUGAGGGCAUAGCAAGAUAUUCUGGUUUUGGUUUUGGUCAGAUUUAGUGAAAUAUACUAUAUAAAUAGUAAAAUUCACCCUAUUAAAGAACAGUUUGGUGAGUUUUGAUAAUGAAUACAGUUGUGUAACUAAGAUAUAGAAAAUUUCCAUUACCCCCAAAAUUUCCCUCAACACAGUGAGGAAUUUAAAUCCGUGAGAUGUUGGGGAUUUUUCUUUAUCUUCAUUUCUUGAUAAGGUUUGUGCAAUACACAGGAGAAUAAAAGGCAAAAAUAAAACUUAUUUACUUAGCUUCCAGAAUAUGUGAAGAUCCCUCAGCCAGAAUCAUGCUAAGAAAAGCAGUCAAAUAUGGAAAAUCACAAUGACCAUGGUUUCUUUGUCAUAUUUCUGACACACACAUCUACACACAUGACUGAACAUCUUCUUUAUGUGAGGGUGUGCUCCAGUGAGAGAAGAAUGAGGAAGACACUGUGUCCAGAAAAACAUGGGUUCAUUGUGGGAAAACAGUGCAGACUCAGGACGAUGGUUGUGUAGAGUAGCAGGGCUGGAAUCUCGUGUCCUCAUACCAAGGAGAAUUUGUGAAAAAUUUAGGCUAUCAUAAAGUCAAGUAGUGGAAUACAGAAAGGCAACUAGGAAUUUUUUUUUAAGUUGUACAAUAAAGGGAAUACAAUCUUAGUAUAGCAUUUGGCUCUGCAGUGAGCAGUGUAUACCAUAUAGGAAAAGGUCUUUCCAGGUUGUUAGAAAAAUUGGAGGUAGAGAUAUUGUUCAGAGACACCUGGGCACUGACUCGCUUUCCCCUGGCGCCCACCACCACGAUCACUGCUGUCACCUAACUAAUCCUGGAUUUAUGUCAGGGACCAAAAGCGCCCAGAAUUUAAACAUUCCUUUACACAGAAGUAUACAUUUGUGUGUGUAUAUGUGUAAAUUCUUAUUAGCUCACCUUGAGUAUGAGAGCUUGGUUCACAAAAGAUGAGCUUCCAUGUAGAGGACCCAGUGCAGUAUCCUAUGUGGGCAACAUGAGCAGCUGCUGUCUGGGGCGCUGGCACCAAGUAAACUGCUGAGAACCUGCGUUUGCUCCUGCUCUCUGUGGUUGUCUCAUUUCCAAUACGAUUUUGUAACACUUCACUAAAUCUUACCCAACCAUAUGGAAGUGCUGCAUUAAGUUUUCUCAGGUCAUUUGUCAUUUAUGGCAGGGGAAAUUCUGCAUUGUUUGCAUUAGUUUCAUAUUUCUUUUGUCUAUUCUUUUUUUGCAUAAAGGUUCAGAUAAAAGGACAUUAAAUAUU